GGCAUUGAGCCAUCACGUCCGGUUCUGCUCUUUCAAGUAUUAGUUCUUGGAGCCGUUUCUGUUCUCUUCGCCAGAAAUUCCCAUGACACUGAUGGGGAAUGGAAGCAGAGCAAUUACCAACGUGGAUGUUUAUUUUGGCUCUGCAAACAUCCUUUUCCGUGGGCUUUGAAAAUUCUGUUAUAUUGGGAUUGAAACUCAAUUUGAUUUUAAAAGAGGAUGUAUCAAGCAAGUGGCGGGACCUAGCCGAUCAUGGGAUAGGAACCUUUCGUUAGUGAUGAUUAGUCCACCUUUAUGCAUGAUGUCUUCCUUAUCAUCUGCAAGAAUCUCAUCUAUACCACCAUCUUCAGUUGUAUUAAGUGCCAGAAGAACAGAAUCCCAUGAUAUUCUUAAUAUUGUCAGUCUUAUGAAAUAUGAUACAGAAAGACUGUUUGGCAGGAUUAAUGUCAUAUAUCUUUUAGAAAAAACUAAUCUUGCAGUGACUGUGAUUAAUGACAAAAAUAUAAGUGUUGCUCAUGCUGCAUUUUUGGAUUAUCCUAACUGGGGUGUUGCUGAUGAAGCUAAUUGGGAAGUAUAUAUGAAACAAAACUAUCCUGAGACAAAGUGUACACCUUUGAAUACACUAUUUAUGCAUCUGUUUGUAGCAACUGAUGAAUGUGCAGUAGAUAGUUGUCACGAAAUUAUGAAGACUGUUUUUAAAACUGUACCAGAAUUACAUUUCGUAUUUCUCUUCAUACCAUUUCAAGAGGAAUUGGGUAUAGAUUUGGCAGCAGCUUUUGAGCCCAUGAAAAAUCCUGUCAGUUCAUCUCUGAUUAUGGAAUAUAACCUCCAUGUUUCACACAGGCAUCAAUAUUGCCCCCAGUUAUAUAUUCGCUGUGCCAGGGUAGAAGACCACGAUGAUCUCAUUCCGAUCUUUUCACGGCAUAAUGAUACUCUAAGGCAGACUUAUGGAGACUAUUUCCUCGCUGAACUGAUAGAAGCUCAAGAUGAAAAUAAUCUUGCUGUGGUUUGUGAGGAUAAUGGCUUAGCAGUGGGGUUCAUGAGUAUAUGUUCUGAAGUGAAUGUUCAGCUGCUUCAUGACUGCUUUGACUUGAAUCUUUUCCACGGACUUUGCAAACCACAUCCAGAUGAUAUUCUUAAACCACCAUGCAUUUCAAGUGAAAUUACAGAAGACGAAAACAUUAGCUUAGGAAGUCAAAGAGAAGAGAUUAUGGAUACCCAGAGUAUAGAUAUCCAGAGAAUCAGCAAAAUUGGAACUAUCUUUUCCCAAGCUUCAAGUGUAAAUGCAAUGCUAUCAAAAGAAAGUAUUCAGAAAGAGGAAAUACUUGCUCAGGUUUCAUUAGAACUAUCAUUAGAAAAUGCCGAAAGUAAGGAUCUGAAAGCAACUGAACAACCAUCUAUUACUAGUUUUGAAAGACAACCUUUCCAUCCUCUAUAUAAAGGAGAAGUAAAUGCCUUUUGUAUUCAGCUCUUUUGUAUUGAUGAGCAGCAUGAAACAAGGUCACUGGAUUUCUUAAACUUUGUUUUUGAACUUUUCCCAGAUAAAGACUUCUGCAUCAUCACGGUGCCACAUAUGGUCCCUGAAUUUCACCUGAUUCAGAGUUUUGUUAGGAUUAUUCCUUUUAGCGAUUGUACACUGGAUCAGGAGCUAUAUGUAUUUCAUCGUUCUGGAUUGCUCAAGUCUUUUCGUGUAAGAGCAGCAAAAUCUACUGAUGUCUUUGCCAUUAAAAGACUAAUCCAAACCCUGGAAUUGAACGUAGCCAUAUUGGAUGACCUAAAUAACUACUUAUCAGCACGAAGAGAUCCAGAUGGGACACCAGUUCAGGCAUUUGUAGCAGAGGUUUUGAAUCAAAUUGUUGGAAUAUCUGUUAUUAGAAAUGAAAUGGAUAUCGAAUACAUUCGCUCACAUUACAACAUUGAAGAUUUUAUCUAUUUCAGUCAUUACCAGCAGGAAGAACAUGGCCACCUUUACCAUUUUUCUAUCAAUCCAAUUUUUCAUCAUUAUGCCAAACAUUUUAUGAAGGAGAUACUUCGGUUAGCCUACAAAUCUUGCCUCUAUUAUCCUAUUUAUCCCCAGCCUGAAGAAGGCAAGUUCCAGAAUCCCUGUGCCCAUUCCCUGACAUCUGCCCUACAUUACAUGGUUCCCGUGCGACCAAGACGACAGAUUGUCUAUCCUCUGGAAAAGCUUGGCAUAAAUGCUCCAUCAAAACAAGUCUCUAAGGAUCAGUUAAAAUAUGCACUGUAUCAUUUCAAUCGGAAGUUGUCCUUGGAGCCUAAGGUAUCUGUCAGUUGUAGAAUAGUAGUUGUUGGAUCAUCAAAUGUUGGCAUCUCCUUCCUGGAGACACUGAUUUUUUGCCCACACCUGAAAUUCAACAACCUUACAUUGAUUUCAACUCAUGGCCUUCCAGGGAAAAGUGAAUCAAAUAAUAUGCAUAAGCGAUUUUUAAUCAACAGUUAUUGUUUUAAUGAGGAUGAUUAUGCAUUGAUGUCACUUGGUUCAUGGAUUAAUGUUGUGGCUGGAAAAAUGAUUGCUAUAAACAGAUCUGCAAAACAUGUAAUAAUUUCCAAGGGGAAAAAAGUGCUAUAUGAUCAUCUCAUUCUCUGCACUGGCCAACAGUAUCAGGUCCCAUGUCCUACUGGUGCAGAUAUCAAAAAAUUGUUAACCACUAGAGAGGUAUCAACCAAUUAUAAACAAAGGUACACAGGAAUAGUGCCCUCCAAUCUUUUUAUUAUUUCUGAUGAUGAAGAUGCAUUAGCAGCAAUCAAGUGGCUGAAAGAAAAAGUGGUUGAUUCCACAGGGAAUAUUAUUGUCUAUGGGAAUACAAUUGAUGUAUACACCACUAUAGAAUCCCUUUUAUCGUUAGGAAUUAGUGGCUAUCGUCUACACCUUGUGCACCCUCCCUCGAACUCCAAUAUUACUUCACUCAAUAACAAUGCAAUAGAAAGAGCUAUCAAGAAAGCACUGUCCAGGUCUGGUGUAACUGAACACCAUGAUAGUCUAUUGGCUCAGUGGAAUGAUGGUGAUCACCCAGAUCCAAUCACAUGUGCAUCUUUCACUACUAAUACAAAGCCAUUUAAGUUGCAAUGUUCUGCAUUCUUUAACUUUACCAAAAGAAAAGUGGAUUAUGAGACUUUCAAAGCAGUUAAUGAUGCAUGCCUUGUCUAUGAUGGGAGGCUUGUGAUUGAUACCAACUUCCAUACUAAUGAUGUGAGCAUCAGAGCUGCAGGUCCUUUAACCAAAUUUUCCAAUAUCUACUAUGCUAAUGAAUGGACACACAGCAAUUUCAGUUCAAAAGAGAUUGGAUUUCAGCUUGCUGCAACCAUGCUGAAUCUUUUUGAUCCAACUCUAGAGCCAAUUUUUGAACCUCCAGAAGAUUUAGAUAAACUAAUUCCUAUGUACAAGGGAUGCAAAAUUCAAGGUGGUGUUCUACCUGGAAAAUAUCAUUAUGUGCAUAUUUUUAAACCUGGGAUUCCUGCCCGCUUGGAUGUACAAGAAUCACAACCUAAUUAUGGGAUGGCAAUCACAACAGGAGAUGCGAUAAAGGGAACUUACUUCAGAAUACAUGUCAAUCAAUACAGCAUAAUAGAAACCAUUACUUGCUUUUCAAAGAAAUCUAUUCCUGUUUCCAACUACAUAUGUUUAUUUGGACACCAUGAACGUCUUCUUAAUAAUCUUUGUUCUCGCUGGAGGGAGGGACUUAUCUCAAAUCUCUAUAGCUGCUUUAAGGAACCUUGGGCCUUGGCCAUCUAUCAAGAUCGUUUUAAUGAUCUGAAGAAGGAACUACGUCAGAUCUUAGUAUCUGCCCAGGAAGAAGAUACACCUUCAAUGCAAGAACUUGUCCGUCAAAUAGUAGAAGGUGAAAUUUCAUUACUUGAAAGACCAAAGACAUAUCUCAAACAAUCCUUUAAACAAAGUAUAUGCAAUAACAUGGUACAAAAAAGCAUUCUCAAUUAUCUGAAUUAUAAUAAUUAUCAUCUGCCAAUGUUUGCCUGGCCAGGAAUAGUUUAGGUAUAAAUGACUAAAUAUGACUAUUCUUGCAAUGAAUAUACAAUUCAGCAAAGUGUUUAGAAAUGACGUGUAAAUAAGCUCUAACUUUUUAUGAUUAGCCAGUGAAUAAGAUAGAGCUUGCCAUUUAAGUAUAUGCUAUUUGUACACGUUAAAUCAUUAAACAUAAAAACAAAACAAGCCAACCAUCCUCUUAGACAAGGGUAUAUAACCACAUGUGCAGAUAUAUUAAGACAAUAGAAUCAGCUAAAGUUCUAUUUAUCUGAUCCGAGGCCAGCAACUUCAAUAAUAAGGUAUGUCUCAGUGCUACAGACUCAAUGAUAAAGUAAAAUAAAGUAUGUCAUUUCAUCAAUCUGACUCUGCUUCUAAAUGUUGCUACUUUUCAAUCCUGUAGCCUCCUGGGCAGUGCUGAGGACUCCCUCCCAAGCAGAAUUUGACAGAUGGCUAGUGAGAUUUGCAUAUUGCAUUUUAGCUUUUUAAUUGUUCAUUCAAAAUGCGAACUUUGUAUCUCUCUGUCUUCCUGGACAGAAGGUACAUUGUAGUAGGAGGAAGGUCAGUUUUCUAAUAUACUGGUUAGUGACCUGGCAGCUGCAGGGUUAACUCUCUUUCAAGGGGCAGCUCAGAAACUCUGACCAAUUGCAGAUUAGCUGCAGAAAGCAGUGGACUGUUUCAGCCAAUAGGAAGGGAAAAUCACCAAUCUAAGGAAAAUGAAGUGACUAAAUGUAUACCAACUGAUAACAUUUCUAUUUAUACCAAAUGAUGAAAAUGAAUUGGUAUAGUCAGGUGCAGAACUGAAGAGUUAUCAACAAUUCUGGCAUAAACUAAAAUCUUUUAAAAGAGAUGGGAUAGUAGUAUGAAGAGAUGGUCAAAGAUGGAAGGUGGAGAUUACAACAAAGGUCUAUCAAAUGAUCUGCAGGCAUUUUUCCAGUAACUGCUGUUCUAUUCAGUCAGAAAGGAAUAAAGGAUAAUCUUAUACAUAUCGUAUUGUGACUAGUCAGCAAUACCAUAACAUCAGUGGGGCUAUGAGGAAUAGGAUUGUUUCUUGAAUUAUUUGAGGUUAUAUCAUGUAAUGUGAAAAGGUGUGUAUUGUUUCAUUUUAGCACUAAAACAGAAGUACACAGAAAGCUUUAGAGAAGUAAAAAAGGUUGUGUACACAGUUUAACAAAUUGUGCACAAUUCAUUUGUUUGAUUGAACAAUUUCUCUGUACUUGCCAUAUCAGUGACAUUACAAAACAGUGUACAAUAAAUUUAAAAAUGAAACAAGUCAAAACUAUUAAAAUAAUAGUUUAAAUUUUUAAAAUCACAAAUAAAAGAAUACCUAAGCCUACGGAGCUAAGUAAAUUGGCGCAUGGAUAACUAUCCUUGAAUUAAUACUCAGAUGCCAGUACCCAACUGUUACAUCAAAACAUUGUAGAAAACUCAACAAAAAUUUGAAUUCUGAAUUUGCACCUAAAUUUUUUUAAAAAAAUACUUUCAUUAGAAUUUUAUUGCGACAUAAAAUAUAAAAAUAUAAAGAAAAGCAAGAAAAAGACAAAAGAAAAGAAGAAAAAGAAAUGAAAAAAAAAACCACAGAAAGUUGACUAAUUCCAAAGGAUGGCUGCUAAUGAGAAAGAUACCUUGUAAUUUUGGCGUGCUGAUUCACACUACACCAAGAAAAGUGAACUCCUAUUUGGUUACUCACUGAAAAACUGAUUGAAGUCAAUGAGUUUAAGUGCUCCAAGUUCUAUGCAAGUCUAUACAAUUUAUUCAGUUCAGGUAAACAUAUUUGAUCUGAUUCAGUGUGAUUAUGAUUGAUAAUAAUUUCAGAUAUUUGAGAACCUGUCCUAUUUGCUAGGAAGAAUAUUAGUUUUUCUUACUGAAGGUAUUUUUCCACUUAAACCUGGAGAUGACUGAAAAUGGCUUAAAAACAGUUUUAAUAUUUUUUUUCAAAAUUAUGUAUAUAUAUUUAAAUAAAAAGUAAUUGGUCUGUGCUUGAAAGUAAAUCAAGAAGUACCGUAUUUUCCGGCGUAUAAGACGACUUUCUAAACCAUGCAAAUCUUCUCCGAAGUCGGGGGUCGUCUUUUACGUCGAGUCGUCUUAUACGCCGGAAAAUACCAUAUUUUCCGGCAUAUGACGACUUUCUAACCAUGCAAAUCUUCUCCGAAGUCGGGGGUCGUCUUAUACGCCGAGUCGUCUUAUACACCGGAAAAUACAGCAAAUGACAUAAAAGAAAGGUUUCCUCCAUAUAGUUAAGGUUUAGCUUUUAUAAGUCCAGAAAAUAAUAAAAAUAAAACAUUGGAAAUUUUAAGAAAUAGUGAUAGUAUUAGAUCAAGAAAAACUGAUUACUUUACAUGACAAAAUAUUUUGAGCUUUCCAUCUUUUUUCUGAAAAUAUUUUUGUAAAAUACAUAUUUUCUUCAUUUUAAUACUAUGUUAAUGACUUCUUCUGUUUUCUAUGUUUGCCUAUCUUCUUUUCCUAAAUUGGGAAAAAUAAACAGAUGCUAAUUCCUUAGAGUUUAAUAGCUUUGUUCCUUUUGAAAUAAAAAUAAAGAACAACAGUGUCAUUAUUGUUUGAAUAAACUAUA
This is a messenger RNA of Crotalus tigris (Tiger rattlesnake), 6566 nucleotides long. RefSeq names its product cilia and flagella associated protein 61 (gene CFAP61). NCBI's taxonomy places the organism in Eukaryota, Metazoa, Chordata, Lepidosauria, Squamata, Viperidae. The transcript has 27 exons. The coding region runs from base 275 to 4006 and encodes 1243 amino acids. The record is from RefSeq and is a predicted model, not a curated record.